This is a messenger RNA of Anopheles aquasalis, 1164 nucleotides long. It is a transcript of the gene yellow-g, whose product is annotated as L-dopachrome tautomerase yellow-g. The record is from RefSeq and is a predicted model, not a curated record. Lineage: Eukaryota; Metazoa; Arthropoda; Insecta; Diptera; Culicidae. Gene Ontology annotation, cellular component: extracellular region.
AUGAUGGUUCACCAACGUAACCACCCAGGUGGCCUGUUGCUGCUGCUAGUCGUUAGUGUGCUGCUAAUGUCCGUUUCGCCGAGUGCCGAUUGCGAGCACGAGUACUGCGAAAAGGUGUACCGGAUCAAUGGUAACUCGAUCGAUUUCCCGUGCGAAUCCACCAAAAACAUCUACCUCUCGACGCAGCGUUACAUCGCAAGCAAUGUGAUGCCGGUGCGCUUCCAUUGCGACCGGAACCGGGUAAUAACGGCGAUGCCCAGGUUGAAGCAAGGCAUUCCGGUCACCCUCGGUCAGAUCGAUCUGAACAAACAGUCCUGCUACGCGCACAUCAAACCGUAUCCUUGCUGGGCGUAUCAGGAAGAGGGCAACUGUAACUCGAUGCAAUCCAUUAUCGAUGUGUACGCCGACAUAAGGCGUAUUCUGUGGUGUCUGGACAGUGGUAUCACCAACUUCCUGGAGCAACCGAUAAAGAGAUGUCCACCGAAAAUUUACGCCUUCAAUCUGGCCAACGAUAAGACGGUCAAGACGCUCGAGCUGACGGAUAUUGUGAAAGCAUCCUCCAGGUUGCAGUAUCUGGUGACGGAUUACAACGAGUUGGGACAUCCCUGCGUGAUCAUAUCGGACGCGGACGGUGCGCUGCUGGUGUUGGACAUCCACAACAAUAAGCAGUACCGCGUGGUGCUGCCACGUGCCAUCUCCGCUGGUUGUGGUGAUUCCGAUGUGCUCUAUUUGCUGCUGAUCUCGAAACCGAAGGGACAGAGCAUCGUGAUCUUCAGCUAUCUGUGCGGUCGGAAGGUGUACUCCAUCAAGGUGGAGCAUCUGCGCACCGGGAAAGGUUCGAGCGCAAUCGUUGAGAUGGGUACGAAGCACAAGCACUCCGUACUGCUGGGCACGGACGGUGGUACUGGUUGUGUGCUGCGUUACCGCGGAGAGUCCGAGCUGUUCCUUUGGGAUACCGAGCAGCCCUACCGGGAGUGCAACUUCGUGCAGAUUCAGAAUGGCGACGACUGUCGCCUAUCGACUCAUGUGGGCGUCGGGAAGGAUCAGCAUCUGCUUUGUCUUUCGUCAAGCGUGACCGAUUACCUGAACAGCACAACUGGUGUCGGAGGUCCCUCGACGCGGUUGAGGUACGUUUGCAAAGAGUGCGAGGAUGAUUGUUACUGA